AUGGCCUCGGAUAAAAUCAGAGUCAAACGACUUUAUGCGAUUCAUUCGAAAAGUUUGAGUGAAAACGAAAGUUCUUCAUCGACAACAUCUCAUUUCCUCCGCGUUAGGGAGAGAAGUGGCAGUGUAUCGUCUACAUUCUCCCUGGCUCGUAUCAAAAAGGACAAAAACGAUGGAAAGGAAGGCUUGGCAAAGAUGGCGAGAAAUGAAAACGACAGCUGGUUUUCAAGCCUCAAAUUGCAGUCGAGACGCGUUUUCAGUGGCGACAAAAACGAGGGAGACCCUGGAAACGCGCCUUGUGUGGAGAAAGACCACAUAGUAAAAAGAUCCCGCAGUGGUAGUGGUUCCAUGAUUUUUUCUGCUAUAAAGUUCAGGAAAAAUCUUACAUUUUUCAACGCACAGGGUUACCCAAUUAAUACACCUUCGUCUGAGCCGCUUCAAAGAAAGAAUUUUAUUGCAGUAACAUCUAACAACAAAGACAUCGAAAUCAUCAAACAAGAAAAGCCUCGACAUCGCACAGUCUCGUUUUCAAGUCGGUCGCUACUUCAGUCAUCAAUAGCUCGUAAUGACGUCUUAGAGCUAAGCAGCCUAAUCGACAAUGAUAGGGACCUGGACCUGAAUGAACCGGAUGAUCUGGGCAUAACCAUGAUGCACCGUGCAGCAAUCGAUGGAAGCUACCGCUGUCUGAACUUUCUUCUCUCUCGAGGCGCAGAUGUGAAUGUCACUGAUUUUCAAGGCUGGACUCCACUUCACGAUUCUGUUUUCCAUGGGCAUAUCCGCUGUGUGGUUAUUCUUCUUAUCUCGGGCGCAAACGUAGAGGCGGAGACGAAGGAUUUUCUGAAGCCCAUAGAAAUGGCAGAGGACGAAGAAAUGAUUUUAGUGGUUGGUAGAGCAAUGGCCACGAACAGAACUGGACAAAAUCCAAAUUAUGACAAAGAAACUCUCGUGUGA
Molecule: messenger RNA, 948 nt
Organism: Pocillopora verrucosa
Lineage: Eukaryota; Metazoa; Cnidaria; Anthozoa; Scleractinia; Pocilloporidae
Product: BRCA1-associated RING domain protein 1-like
Cellular component (GO): cytoplasm
Molecular function (GO): myosin phosphatase regulator activity; enzyme inhibitor activity; protein binding
Source: RefSeq, a predicted model, not a curated record